UUGUAAUCUUUUAGUUGGGCUACACGUGCAAUGUGAACGGCAUUAAAAACUCGCAGUCAUGGAGGUUCCAAUGGCCGGAGGUUUGGCCGCUAAAAGAGGCGGUGGCCUACCCAAACUACGAGAACUUCUUCGGAGACAAAGGAGGGACUCAGAUAGCCAGAAUGACAGCCCAGAUCUUGACUUUGAGUAUGACGAUGCCAACAAGUACAAGCACGAGAUUGCAGAAUUGUAUAGUUACACAGAGGAACCUGAGUUUGCUCUUUGCCAGAAAUGCUUUGAAGAAGACUUCCACUCCUACAUCAAGGAGAAAUGGGCACAGCUCAGUCCCGAUCACCAACAGAUGCACGUCCUGCACCUUCUGAACAACGUGGAGAGUGCCAAGCGCGAGCAGAGGAUGAAAUCGGCAAGAGCAAUUCUGUACUUGGCCCAAGGUUGUUUCAGUGAGUGUUCUAGUGAAGAAGAACAGAGGAAACGAGCCCGGGAGAAUUGUUUCCUCCUGUACGAGUGUUCAGUCUUCAACACCUUUGUGGAGUUGCUCAGUAUGGAAGCUGAAAACUCUGUGGCAGCUUCGACGGCCCUCAGGAAGCCAGCAGUAUCAAUAAUUGACAGCACAGACCUAAGGGUUGCGUUGAGUGUGUUGUAUAUCAUGAUUGAGACACUAAGAAUGGAGUCAGACCAGGACACGGACAAACAGAAACAACAAAGGGAAAUCUUCAAGGCAGAAUUAGGUCAGCCAGUAUGCGGGGAUGACUCCCUAGCGAUCAUCCUCUUCAACAUGGUGACCAAAUUCUGCAGUGGCCACGCCCCUCAUUUCCCCAUCAAGAAAAUCUUGUUACUGCUGUGGAAAACAUUGCUGUUCUCCCUGGGCGGUUUCAGCGAGUACAAGCUGAUGAAGCAGAAGGCCCGUAAAGCGGUGGGCCUCGACCCAGUCAAGGAGGACACCAUCCAAGUCACCAAGACGAUGAGGGCAUCCUCCCCGCCCGCAUCCACAGGAGAUGGGCUGCAGGAGAGAAGGACCAGGGGCUCACUCCGUAGGGGACUGGUAAAACAGAACGGCAUUGAUGAGCCAAUGCCAGAAGACCCAGACCGGAGGGAGGAGGAGAGCAAGGAGGAACAGCUGAAUGGGGGGAGCGAGGAGGAAGAAGAGAACAGCAGCCAGCCCCCACCUCCCACACCCAGGGAGCACAGGGCAUUGCCGUGGACUCCGAAAGUCAGGCAAAAAGAUGUAGACAUUUUCUUGGAUCACACCAGGAGAAAGUUUGUAGGAUUCCAGGUGCAAAGUGAUCGCGAAACACUGGCUGGACUUCCUCAGCCCAUCCAUGAAGGCGUUCAUGUUCUAAAGAAGCACGUGUACGUGUCCCUGGCCGAGAUACAGAUAAAACAGGAGGAACAAAUCAACAAGAACCCCAUCUCCAAGGGAGAGGAGAAUAUCCCAGCGACACCAACGGAGCAUCUGUACCAAGCCAUGCUGCCUAAUCUACCACAGUAUAUGAUCUCCCUGCUGAAGAUUCUCCUCACUGCGGUACCGACGUCCAAGGCCAAGACAGACUCAAUCAACAUCCUUGCCGAUGUGCUUCCAGAAGAAAUGCCGAUCACCGUCUUACAGUCCAUGAAGCUCGGUAUGGACGUCAACCGACACAAGGAGAUCAUCGUCAAGGCCAUCUCGGCACUUUUACUGCUUCUACUGAAACAUUUCAAGCUCAACCACGUCUACCAGUUUGAGUUCAUGAGUCAACACCUGGUGUUUGCCAACUGCAUCCCGUUGGUCCUCAAGUUCUUCAAUCAGAACAUCAUGGCCUACAUCAGCACUAAAAACGGCAUCGGUGCCAUUGACUUUCCCUCCUGUGUGAUUGGCGACCAGCCUGAACUCACCGCAGAAAGCUUGGAGGCCGGUGACACCGUCCCGUAUUGCUGGCGGAAUCUCUUCUCCUGUAUCAACUUGUUGAGAAUACUCAACAAGCUCACUAAGUGGAAGCACUCGAGGACCAUGAUGUUGGUGGUCUUCAAGUCGGCCCCCAUCCUGAAGCGAGCCCUCAAGGUCAAGCAGGCCAUGAUGCAGGUCUACGUGCUGAAGCUGCUCAAGGUGCAGACCAAGUACCUGGGCAGGCAGUGGCGCAAGAGCAACAUGAAGACCAUGUCGGCCAUCUACCAGAAGGUGCGGCACCGGCUCAAUGAUGACUGGGCCUAUGGAAACGACAUGGAUGCCCGCCCUUGGGACUUCCAAGCGGAGGAGUGCGCCCUGCGUGCCUGUGUGGACCGUUUCAACACCCGACGCUACGACCAGAGCACGCCCAAGGACCCGGAGUACCAGCCCGUGGACAACAACCCGCAGAGCGUGCUAAGCCAGCAGAUGGAGCUGAGCGAGGAGUUUAAGCGGUUCUACGAGGCCUGGCUGGACCGCGAGGUCUUCACCACCCAGAUCAACUGGGACCUGCUGCUGAAGGACAAGAUCUGCACCUAGGGGCCCGAAGGAAGAGGGGGGGG
Acanthaster planci (crown-of-thorns starfish) is the source of this 2484-nucleotide messenger RNA. RefSeq names its product striatin-interacting protein 1-like. The record is from RefSeq and is a predicted model, not a curated record. Lineage: Eukaryota; Metazoa; Echinodermata; Asteroidea; Valvatida; Acanthasteridae. Gene Ontology annotation, biological process: cytoskeleton organization. Gene Ontology annotation, cellular component: cytosol.